GUCGUGAGCUACGUGCAGAGUUCACAUCUACCACCAAAAAUCUCACUCGCCCAUCCCAUGAAGACGUAACCUAUAUCAAGAGCGCGCACAGCUCACUACAGUCUCAAGCGACCUGGGGAGCGAAUUUAGUUUCUGUUUUACGAGCAUCCGAGAACUUACAGCCUGCGAUGCUUGUGCUUACACGAUUAUUGAUUUGUUAAUAAUGCGCACGGAUUUAUGCACAUUUAAAGACGUGAUUGAUUUAUUUAUGGUCGGUUGUUAGAGGAAGGUAGAAGGUGCAUAAUAUUGCGGAUGCGCUGAAAUUGAGCUCUUUUCAUCUGUUUGCGUUUGUGAUCGAGCAGAAGGGAGGAGUGGCGGAGAAACGGCUGGCUCCUGAAUUCUGAAUCCUGCCUAAAAUCCACAAAGAUGCUAUAUCUGCCAGUGUUAUCCAUGACCUCAGAUUUACAACAUUACAGUUUCAGGAUGCCGAAUAUAGGGUUCCAGAACCUUCCCCUCAAUAUCUACAUUGUCGUCUUUGGGACGGCCAUUUUCGUCUUCAUCCUCAGCCUACUCUUCUGCUGCUACCUGAUUCGGUUACGGCACCAGGCUCACAAAGAGCUCUAUGCAUACAAGCAGGUUAUUCAAAAGGAAAAGGUCAAAGAAUUAAACUUGCAUGAGAUUUGUGCUGUGUGUUUGGAGGAAUUCAAGCAGAAAGAUGAGUUGGGAAUCUGCCCAUGUAAACAUGCCUUUCACAGAAAGUGCCUUAUUAAAUGGCUGGAGGUGAGGAAGGUUUGCCCGCUCUGCAACAUGCCCGUCUUGCAGCUGGCGCAGCAGCAGAGCAUGUCCGAAUCUGUGCCCCCAUCGCAGCAGCCUCUGCCCGGAGUGGAGAACCUGGUGUAGCCCCUCCUGUUUCUCCUAAAAAUCUGACCACCACUACCUUCACACUCACUCCUGUACAGGUACACAUUCAUAUCCAAGGACAGAGUGCAGGAUUUGUGCCUGGAGCCACGGUGACCUGUGACCUGCAUAUGUUCAUGUCCUGCCUUGGUGGCUUUACAAAGGAUUUUUUUUUUUUCAAAUUACUGUCUGAUAAUGACGAAGAAUUGAAUUUACAUGGCCAAGCCAUGUUUAAAGUAAGCGUUCCACACCAAAGCACUUUUUUGAGGACACCAGUGAGAGGCAAAUAAAAGACAAGGACUAAAAAAAAAAACAUAACAUUAAAACCCCUUUAAACUUCUUUUUUAACUAAAGUUUUUUUUUUUUUUUAACAAGCACUUUACACACAACUCAAACCUAGUUGCUUGUGAUAGUAGCAAGAUCUUGUUUUAUAUUUUAUGAUUUCAAACUUUUUUAGAGCCACAGAGCAAACCAUUUUUUUUUUUUUUUUUUCAUUAGAGAGGGUUACGUUUAUACUGUAUAUUAAAGGGACAGCAGCUCUCCAAUGUGUAUAUGUUUGUUAGCGUGAGUGUUUAUGUAUUAACAGUCAGUGGAAUGGCUGUUUCCGUAGAUACUUUUCAUUGUGACCUUUAGCUGGUGGCCAAAACAAAUGUGAAUGCAGAGUUUGUCUUAUUAAGGUCAGGAUGUGACCCAGCAGUAUUUGAUCUGUGUUCUGUGAAUGUCUUCAUAUUUGUAAUGCUUUUUUAACUGAGGGCUGUGUUAAAUAAACACACACACACACACACACACACACACACACACACACACACACACACACACACACAUCUAUACCUUUUAGGUUCAAGGCCAUAUUUGAUGGGAAUUUGUAACCAAAAAGGCUGAAGCAAAAGAAGAACCACCAAUGGUCUAAUACACAUUAUUGUCUAAAUAACAUAAACAUUAUAUACUUAUUUCAUUUUUAGAUGCAAAACCUAUUAUGUUGGCCCGCACUUACUGCUCUAAACCCCUUCUGUUUCCACUAACUCUUCCAAGUAUUAGUCAGUUUCUGGCUUGGUUUUUUGCAUCCCUGACUUCGGCUUUGAGUUUUGCAGAUGUGUUAUAGAGUUAAUGGAAAUAAGUGCAAAUUAAAUAAGGCGUUUUAAUCAAAUUUAAACUGAACAAAAUGUCCCAAAGUGUUGUUUGUCUUUUUAUAAAUUAUUAUUGCAUAAAUCUGGGGUUUUAUGCCUUAGGUACUGUUGAGUAUUAUAUUCUCUUAGUUAUUACAUAUCUCCCAUGAAGCUUUGGCUCUGUGCAAAGCAGCCAGUGUGUGUGUGUCUGCGUGUGUUCAUACUGACUCUCAUAUUGUGCUGCAUUGCUUACUGAAAAUAUGCUUGGCAUAAAGCUCAGAUCUGUCUCCAACAAAAAAUAUUAAUAAAUGAAAUGAUGCUGAGGCAAACCAGACUAGACAGGCUACAGAAACAAACUCAGAUUUGACCUGAAGUUGCAGACACAAUCUAGUCUAGUAUCAUUCCAGCAUCUUUCCGUGAAUGUCUCCAGCACAACACAGAAUCCUCAGCCAUUAAGAUCAAUGACCAGCAGGUGGAUUCAGUCAGCAGGAAAAGCCAUUCUUUAUUCUCUGUAAUAUAAUAGAAGCUCUGGCUCUUUCCUGCUCUAUUAUACAGCUAUUUUGCAGGGUCAUCCCACCAAUCUGCUAUAGGGUCAGGCUGGGUCUCUGUGCCCUCCAUGUUAAGCCAUUCUAGAAAGGAAAUAUGAACAUUAUUAUCUAUAUGGGCUGGCCACAACACCAGAAAUGAUACCAGAUGUUAAUACCUUAUUUUGAUGCCAAGUAGAAUUAUCUGACACAAGUAAUGUUUUAUCUUAUCCCAAACUAAAUCAGCACUGGUUUGGUUUAAAGUGCUGUCUGAUCAUGGAUCGAAUUGUGUACUACUCAUUCAUUGCCAAGAAAACUGUCCACCAUGUUCUGCAAUGUAUCUUUGUGUUUUUAAGCUAGAUUCAGAUUGUGAAUUAAAUUGAGCUUAUUUAAUUGUAUUAUUUAUUUUUAUUUACUUUUUUCAUUUGCAUUUGCUCAGUGUAUGAAGAAAUUAAAUGAAGUGUCUUUC
This is a messenger RNA of Cyprinus carpio (common carp), 2975 nucleotides long. RefSeq names its product RING finger protein 24. Lineage: Eukaryota; Metazoa; Chordata; Actinopteri; Cypriniformes; Cyprinidae. Gene Ontology annotation, cellular component: endomembrane system. The record is from RefSeq and is a predicted model, not a curated record. Gene Ontology annotation, molecular function: zinc ion binding; ubiquitin protein ligase activity.